CCUGUCAGGCUUUACUCAGGGACAUGGAGACCCUAAUACCUAGCAACGGUUGCUAACAACAAUUAAUGUUGUAGUUUGUCAGCUGUGCGUCCUCAGAGACUCCACCGUGUUUUCACUUUGAACUUUCAGCUGUCCAUUAAAGACCAUUGGAGCAAUGCCACGGGGAAGAUCUGCUGUAAGUGCUCGCUCAGACACCAGUGAAAUGGAUAUUGAUGGCACAGAAUCUGAGAUGGCCAAGCUGCAGAGACAGUUCAAAAUUAUGGAAGGAGAUCGGCAGGCAUACAAUCUUCAGGCCCGGGAGCAGAUACGCAAACAAGAGCAGGAGAUAGAGAAGCUGCGGAAGGAGCAGGAGGAGGUGCAUCGAAACCUUGGAGUGUGUAAGAGCUCAUCACGCCAACAACAGGACGGUGAGGAUGCCCAGAGUCUUCGAGCUCUGCUGGAGCAGAAAGAUGUGAUGGAGGAGGAGUUGAAGAAGGAGAGGCAGUGUCAAAAAGAGAUUGAGAAAGAGAUAUCAAGCAUGGAGUUGAAGAUUGCAGAACAGAGAAAAUGCAAGGUCAAUGCUAGUACUACACAGAGGAAUGAGGUUAGAAAAUCUGAAAAAUCUAUUCACACUUUGGAAUACAGACUGGACAGGGCCUUAACACGCUUCAAUGAGCAGCUGAACAACAACAGCCACCUGCGGGAGGAGCUGCAGACUCUUCAAAUCGAGCGUGUCCGUUUCCAGCAACUUAAAAACCGCCUAGAAAAGGAACUUUACGAUAUACGCAAGAAGAUCGGGGAAGUUGUCAUCCAGUCCACUGCUGCUUACGAUGCCAGGGCGGAGGCUCAGUCCAAGAUGACCAUGAUGAAGGAGAAGGCAGAGAAGGACCUCGCCCAGUACAAUGUUGAGAUGAAGGAACUGGAGAGGGUUAUCGCACACGAGUGUAGCCUGAAAGAGUUUAUGACCACAAAGUGCAGCGAGAAGAGAGGAGAGGAUGGCGGCCAUGAGGCAGGACACAGACAAUUGCUGAAGGAGCACAGGAGGAUGGAUUCAGGAGAAGAAUCUCUGGAUACUCUGGAGGAGGUGUUUGAGAAGAUCCAGACUGUGACGGGGGAGGACAACCUGGACCUGCUGGUUACCAGAUUCAUCCAGGUUGAAGACCGGAACUUUGCGCUCUUUAAUUUCGUGAAUGAGCAAAACAAUGAGGCUGAGGUUCUGAGGGAUCAAAUCAGCCAGAUACAAUCAGAGAUUGAGCAGUUUGGAGAAAUCGCUUUGCAACAGGAGCAGGAUCAUCGCUCCCUGAUGAGAGAAUUUGAUGAGAAACAAAAAGAGAUUGAGUAUCAAGCUGAGGACUGUGAACAGCGAGCCAGCAUCAACAGCAAAAUCCUGGACCAGAUUAAAACAGAAGUGAACAGCAUAGUGUCUAAAAUAGAGUGUGACUGCUCAGUGAUCGAGGAUAAACUGGGCUCCUCUGCAGGGAUCAGUGAGAACAACAUCAUGUCCUACCUGGGUUUGGUGGAGCAGAAGGCCAAUGAGCUGCUCACCAUACAAGCUUUCCUCAACUCUAAAGAUCUGGAGAAAGACUAUAGUCCUAAAGACCUGGCUAAAUUUCUUUUGGGUCAAAACCCAGAGCUGCUUCAGCAAACCAUCACCAUUCAACCUGCGAUUGACAGUUUGGAGUAUGAGGAGUCUCCUGUCACUGAUGAGGAAGAGCGACCGCUUUCACAGGGGGAACUUCGCAGACGGAUUAUGAAAGGCGUUCAGCAGAAAGACGGUUCACGCCAGCAGGCAGCAUCGAAGGCUGCAAAGAUUUGAUGGCAGAUUACGCUCUCUGGAUGAUCCAAACCAAUAAACUGUGAUGGAGUUAACUGA
This is a messenger RNA of Notolabrus celidotus (New Zealand spotty), 1852 nucleotides long. It is a transcript of the gene ccdc114, whose product is annotated as coiled-coil domain containing 114. Gene Ontology annotation, cellular component: axoneme. The transcript has 15 exons. The record is from RefSeq and is a predicted model, not a curated record. Bases 155 to 1795 code for a protein of 546 amino acids. Gene Ontology annotation, biological process: cilium movement; outer dynein arm assembly. Lineage: Eukaryota; Metazoa; Chordata; Actinopteri; Labriformes; Labridae.